This is a messenger RNA of Homarus americanus (American lobster), 1314 nucleotides long. RefSeq names its product dipeptidase 1-like. Gene Ontology annotation, molecular function: metallodipeptidase activity. Lineage: Eukaryota; Metazoa; Arthropoda; Malacostraca; Decapoda; Nephropidae. Gene Ontology annotation, biological process: proteolysis. The record is from RefSeq and is a predicted model, not a curated record.
AUGAGUAAGGAUCCUCACAAACGUGGGAAAAAUGUUCACACAGACUUGUUCCUCAGUGUGUUUGGCAUCAGUCAACGUCUUGCUAGAGAGAGAGAGAGAGAGAGACUAACACACACACCUUCCUCCGGCAGACACAACGACCUGCCGUGGAACAUCAGGAAGUUUAUGCACAAUAAACUUCACAGUUUCAACUUCACGGCCGAGCUGAAGAAACUUCGUCCGUGGUCCAGGUCCUCUUGGUCCCAUACUGACCUGCCCAGACUGAAGGAGGGCAUGGUGGGUGCCCAGUUCUGGGUAUCAUACGUGCCCUGUGAGUCUCAGAGGCUCAACGCUGUCCAGCUCACCAUAGAACAGAUUGAUCUCAUCAAGCGGCUCAUCGACCAGUAUCCAGACGACCUCCGCCUCGCUACCUCUGCCGACGAGGUGGAGGAAGCCUUCAAGAACGGCCGCAUCGCCAGCCUGAUCGGUGAGGGAGGUCACGCCAUACAGAACUCCCUCGGGGUACUGCGGGCGUUGAGAGACCUGGGUGUGUUACACACCUGUUGUCUCCCCUCCACACUCUAUAUUACACACCUGUUGUCUCCCUCCACACUCUAUAUUACACACCUGUUGUCUCCCUCCACACUCUAUAUUACACACCUGUUGUCUCCCUCCACUACCCAACCCUCCAAACGUCUAUUUCAGCUUUUAUUAAGUACUGUUAUUCUCAAUCUCCAUUACGGCUUUACUUUCAGGGCUGAGAGCGCCAGGGCCAAGGAGACGGACCUGGAAGACCCUAACUCUCCCAGGGGCCUCACCCACUUCGGCAAGACGGUAGUAAGAGAGAUGAACCGCCUGGGGCUGAUGGUAGAUCUCUCACAUGUGUCUCAAGCGACCAUGAAGGAGGCGCUGGAGGUGUCGAAUGCGCCGGUCAUCUUCAGCCACUCCUCCGUGUAUUCCAUCUGUAAGAACCCGAGGAACGUCCCCGACCACAUCCUGAAGAAGGUGGCUGUGAACGGCGGGGUGGUAAUGGUCAGUUUCUACAACCACUUCCUGACGUGUAGUGAAAACGCCUCCGUCAAGGAUGUUGUGGACCACAUCAACCACGUGAGGAAGAUCGCUGGUGUUGAGCACGUCGGUAUAGCUGACUUUGAUGGCGUUAACUCUCGCCCACCAAACUAUCCUGUUAGACGGUAUUUACAAAAACACAGAAGGAUCCGGGUAAGCUCCUCACAGCCGGUAUUCCAGAUUAAGACGUUCCACCAGACCGUCCAGGUUAAGACGUUCCAGGAGACCUUCCAGAUUAAGACGUUCCAGGAGACCUUCCAGCAGUGA